Messenger RNA from Ricinus communis (castor bean), 2556 nucleotides. RefSeq names its product cationic amino acid transporter 4, vacuolar. The transcript is spliced from 14 exons. The record is from RefSeq and is a predicted model, not a curated record. Gene Ontology annotation, cellular component: membrane. NCBI's taxonomy places the organism in Eukaryota, Viridiplantae, Streptophyta, Magnoliopsida, Malpighiales, Euphorbiaceae. Gene Ontology annotation, biological process: transmembrane transport; amino acid transport. Gene Ontology annotation, molecular function: amino acid transmembrane transporter activity. The coding region runs from base 321 to 2252 and encodes 643 amino acids.
GAAGACGAGGAAAAAAGAAAGAAAACAGAAGACAAUGAAUCUUGCUGAUGUUUGUGGAUGAUUCAGUUUCAGAUUAUUUAAUGAAAUAUCUGUUAAUUGUCCUUACCCAAGAUAAUAAUAAAAUAAAAGAGCACCUUUACCUGCCGUACUGUAUUUCCUCCAAUUAUAGUUUGGAUUUUCUCGUCCCAAAUUCAUGAAGAUUAAGAAUAUGGAUUUCAUCUCAAAUUGAUUAUAUACCAUUACCAACUUUUCUUGCUUUUAAUUUUUUUAUUGUCUCAAAAAGGGUUAGAUAGAGAAGACAAAUUUCGGUGUUUUGGUUGAUGGGUGUGAUUGUUGAUAUGCAAAACAAUGGUGGUAGUGUUGCUGCAAAGGGUUAUUGGGGGUUGAGGAGUUUUAUUAGGAGAAAGCACGUUGAUUCUGUUCUUCUCAAGAGAGAGGGUAGCCAACAGUUGGCUAAGAGACUCUCUGUUAUUGACCUCAUUGCCAUUGGAGUAGGAGCAACAAUUGGAGCUGGAGUAUAUAUUCUUGUUGGAACUGUUGCUAGAGAGCAAACAGGACCAGCUCUUACUAUUUCAUUCCUCAUUGCUGGAAUAGCGGCGGCUCUCUCAGCAUUUUGUUAUGCAGAACUUGCAUGUCGGUGCCCAUCUGCUGGGAGUGCCUAUCAUUACACAUACAUCUGCAUAGGAGAAGGUGCUGCUUGGUUGGUUGGGUGGGCAUUGAUUCUGGAAUAUACUAUUGGUGGCUCUGCUAUUGCUCGUGGCCUAACUCCAAAUCUGGCCCUCUUUUUUGGAGGUCAGGAUAAGCUGCCUCUGUAUUUGGCUCGCCAGACAAUCCCUGGGGUUGGUAUUGUUGUAGAUCCAUCUGCUGCAGUCUUGGUUCUCAUUGUCACUGUACUUCUGUGCUUGGGAAUCAAGGAGAGUUCAUUUGCCCAAGCCAUUGUUACAACAGUGAAUAUUUGCGGGAUGCUUUUCAUCAUAAUAGUGGGCGGAUAUUUGGCUUUCAAGACUAACUGGGUUGGAUAUGAACUUCCUAGUGGGUAUUUUCCUCUUGGUUUAAAUGGGAUGCUUGCAGGAUCUGCAGUAGUGUUCUUUUCAUUCAUUGGUUUUGAUGUUGUUGCUAGCACAGCAGAAGAGGUGAAAAAUCCCCAGCGAGAUUUGCCCCUAGGAAUAGGAAUUUCUCUAUCUCUAUGUUGCAUUUUGUACAUGCUUGUGUCUGUCAUUAUUGUUGGCUUGGUGCCAUACUUUGCACUGGAUCCAGACACUCCUAUCUCUACAGCAUUUGCUUCUCACGGGAUGCAGUGGGCAGUGUAUGUGAUUACAACUGGGGCAGUAACAGCUCUCUGUGCAAGCUUAAUGGGUUCACUUCUUCCACAGCCCCGGAUGUUUAUGGCAAUGGCUAGAGAUGGAUUGUUGCCAUCAUUUUUCUCAGACAUUAAUGAACACACCCAAGUACCAGUGAAGAGCACAAUAGUAAUUGGUAUCCUAGCUGCAGCCCUGGCUUUUUUUAUGGAUGUUUCACAGUUAGCAGGGAUGGUUAGUGUGGGUACCCUUCUUGCAUUCACUGCUGUUGCAGUUUCAGUCCUGAUACUUAGAUACGUUCCACCAGAUGAGGUGCCACUCCCAUCUUCUCUUCAUGAAUCAAUUGAUUCAGUGUUACUGCAAUCCAGUGGUGAUAUUCAGGAAGCUGCCAGUCAAAACUUGAUGGAUUCCAUAAAUUACUGGGAAAGCAGGCAAUGUUUGCUUGACAAAGGAGAGACAUCAAUGGCACAUCCUUUUCUUCAGAAACACAUGGCUCAAGAUGAAGAAAAUCAACAGAAGAGAAGGAAAAUUGCAGCUUGGAGUAUAACAAUUGUAUGCAUAGGGGUUAUUGUACUUACAUCUGCAGCUUCAUUUGAAAUUCUUCCGAGCCUUCUGCGCUUCGCAUUGUGUACGGUGGGUGGAGCGCUUCUGUUGUGCAGUUUGGUUGUCCUAGCUUGCAUAUCUCAGGAUAAUGCAAGGCACAGCUUUGGACACACAGGAGGUUUUGUUUGCCCUUUUGUUCCGUUCCUACCUGUUGCUUGCAUCCUUGUCAACACCUACUUAUUAGUUAAUCUGGGGGGUGGCACGUGGAUUCGUGUUUUAAUAUGGCUAUUAGCAGGAGAAUUAGUUUACUUAUUUUAUGGUCAGACCCACAGCUCACUGCUAAAUUCUGUGUAUGUUUCCACUGCCUGUGCUGAUGAGAUCUACCGCACCUCAUCAAGCCAUCUGGUGUAAAUAUUAUUGAAGGACGCAUUAUAAACAAUUCACUCUCAAAUCUUCAAGAUGCACACCGCCGAAUGCAACUCGGGUGCCAUCUGUUGCAAUUCAAAAUAUUUUCGACUGGAAAACUUAAAUCAAAAUCUCAAGCAUGUAAAUGCAGCAUUCGCAAGCAAGGCAGAAUGAGGCCUUUCUUGUAGAAACUUGUAAAUAGUUAAAUAGACAUGUUACUUCUCCAAACUAUGAGAACAGGGAAUUACGCCACUUUACUUCCCCUGUACAUGACUCAAAAAGAUGCCCAGUGAGUAGCGGCACUUACAUA